UUCCUGCGCUUCGCGUGCAAGAGAGCGCUCUUCAACCUGAUGAGCAUGCCUGCAAAAAAAGAUAGCGACAUUUCGGAGAUCACGGGCAGCGGCAUGUUCUCGGAGGCCCUGGGCGACUUCCAGAAGCUCGGAAGGGCCCACAACAUCAACGUGGUCGGGCUCGAGGCGGUCCUGAUGCCGGUUGCAAGCAGGCUCAAUCUUGUGAGCGAGGCUCCCAGCGAGCAGAAGCCUGCACGCAUUAUCCAGUUUUCAAAGACGUCAAUAAAACGGAAACGUCAGUUGGCAAAAAUGAAGAAGCUGACCAAACGGAACGGGACAGAUGCGCACAACACUUCGGAGAUAUCUUCCGCCAGGGAUUUGGAGCGGGCGAUGCAGAGGAAUGAAAUCUACCGCCAUGCGGCGCAUGCCAGACACGUGUAUCUGAAGUGUCCAGCUCUCAAUGCCACCAAUGCCACUCAGCACAGCAUCGUUCAUAUGCUGGUCUUCCCGUGGGACAAGACUAAUCAGACUAUCAAGGCCGACGAGUCGGAUUUCGACCACGCGCUAUACGACGAGAUGUCGUCGAAGUUGCGGGGAAUGUACUGCGUCAAGCUGUGGAGGCCUUCGGACCUGCGCUCGUACGUGAGGGCGGAGUACCCGGGCCUGUGGGAGCUGGUGGGGGAGAGGGCGCGGCGCCCCGCGGCUCUCCUGUACUUCUACCGCCUGCUCGUCGUCCACGACUUCGGCGGCGUGUUCUGGCAGAACGGGGCCGAGCCGACCCGCCUGAUGUGGAAGCUGCCCGACCCCCUCGAGCCCUUCAUGCCCCCCGAGGGCAAGAGCGCGAGGCUCCUGAUCAAGAGGAGGAUCACCCAGGAGAGAGGGCGGAGGAGAUGA
This is a messenger RNA of Prorocentrum cordatum, 873 nucleotides long. Lineage: Eukaryota; Dinophyceae; Prorocentrales; Prorocentraceae. The record is from the annotation of a GenBank genome assembly.